CUAUAGUGUUUCUUGGCAGAGAAAGAAUGGAAGGAUGGGAAAGGUGAGGGGGAGGCCUUUCUCCAAGGCUAUAGAAUAUAGACCGCCCGCCAUCCGUUCCAAAAACCGACCCGGUACUAUAAACAUGUUCCUCUCCGCUGUCCAAAACCCUUCUUCGUUAAUCGUUCGUCUCGAGCACUCUCAAAGCGGACCGAGGAAGAUUAUGGAAACGGACUCUGGGUUUCUACACCUCGUUUGUCAGCAUCUUUCCUAAAGCGAAAUGUGCAACGGAUCAUUUGCAGGCGGGAGGGCAGACAUCUUCACCAAAACGCCAAAAAGAGAUUAGGUACUCUGAGAAUGUCUAGUAGUUGUAAAAAAUGCCUUAG
Colletotrichum godetiae is the source of this 365-nucleotide messenger RNA. RefSeq lists its product as uncharacterized. The transcript has a single exon. Bases 35 to 253 code for a protein of 72 amino acids. Lineage: Eukaryota; Fungi; Ascomycota; Sordariomycetes; Glomerellales; Glomerellaceae. The record is from RefSeq and is a predicted model, not a curated record.